UCCUCGGGGGGGGUGUGUGUGUGUGUGUGUGCGUGUGUGUGUGUGUUGGUGAUAUGAGGAAGAUGUUGAGUCUGAUCUCCACAGUGGUGAGAGGAGGUGUCUCCGGAAUGUAGCUGAGCUUGUAUCUGAGGGGAGCAGAGUGAUUGUGUCAGCGAGGACCUACACAGAUUUCACGCCUCAAGCCACUUUCGACAUUAAGAAAUGUGAGUUGCAUAAGCUGGAGGCGGGGCCUCCGGAGAAGGCGGUGCUAACGAGGGAGGAGGGGCUUCAGUACUACAGAACCAUGCAGGUGAUAAGGAGGAUGGAGCUGAAGGCCGACCAGCUCUACAAACAGAAGAUCAUCCGCGGUUUCUGUCACCUGUACGAUGGGCAGGAAGCGUGUGCAGUGGGAAUCGAGUCUGGAAUUAAUCAUACUGAUCACCUGAUCACAGCGUACCGUGCUCACGGAUACACACUCACCAGGGGCGGCACUGUGCGUGAGAUCAUGGCUGAGCUCACAGGUCGUCGUGGUGGUAUCGCAAAAGGAAAGGGCGGCUCUAUGCACAUGUAUGCCAAAAAUUUCUACGGAGGAAAUGGAAUUGUGGGAGCGCAGGUUCCUCUGGGGGCAGGAGUCGCACUCGCCUGCAAAUACCAGGGAAAGAACGAGUUGUGUGUCUGUCUCUAUGGAGAUGGAGCGGCCAAUCAGGGGCAGAUAUUUGAGACAUAUAACAUGGCGUCCCUGUGGAAGUUGCCGUGUAUAUUUAUUUGUGAGAAUAAUAAGUAUGGUAUGGGGACGUCUGUGGAGCGAGCAGCCGCCAGUACUGACUACUACAAACGAGGAGACUUCAUCCCUGGACUGAGGGUGGAUGGUAUGGAUGUACUGUGUGUUCGAGAGGCCACUAAAUUUGCUGCGGAACACUGCAGAUCAGGAAAGGGUCCGAUUCUGAUGGAGCUCCAGACUUAUCGUUACCACGGACACAGCAUGAGUGACCCCGGCAUCAGUUACCGUACACGUGAGGAGAUCCAGGAGGUGCGCAGUAAGAGUGACCCCAUUUCCAUGCUGAAGGACCGCAUGAUCAACAACAACAUGGCCAGUGUGGAGGAGCUCAAGGAGAUCGAUGUAGAGGUGAGGAAGGAGAUUGAGGACGCAGCCCAGUUCGCCACCACGGACCCUGAGCCUCCUCUGGAUGAGUUGUGUCAUCACAUCUUCUCCAACAAUCCUCCCAUCGAAGUGCGCGGCACGAACCCCUGGGCCAUGCUCAAAUCCAUCAGCUAAACAUGCGUCCCACCACACACACACACACACACACACACACACACACACACACACACACACAAAAUCUGAGACAGGACCAGUAAUCCACAGAUCCUCAUCAUGUGUGUUUUCUUUUAGAUAGUCACGUGAGUUCCCACGUGAGUUCCCACGUGAGUUCCCACGCUCGCUGUGUCCUGCUGACAUUUUGUACCUUUUCUCCAGAGAAGGGCUGUGGUUAAAAUGUGUGUGUGUUUCUCUUCUUUCUUCAUAACAGUGUUACAGCAUGAUGUGCACACACACACACUCUUGUAGUAUUUGCGUGUGUGCGUGUGUGUGUGUGUGUGUGUGUGAUUUAAAGUUGAUUGCUACCAGCUUUGUGCAUGAUGGAGAAACUGAUAUACAGCAGAGUGUAACUGUACAGGAUUGUGUGUGUGUGUGUGUGUGUGUGUGUGUGUGUGUGUGUGUGUGUGUGUGUUUUAAGUGUAUAUAACACUAAGAAACAGGAUGUAUGUGAGGAGACCUCAGAAGGUUUCUCUCUCUGCCUGUAUGUUAUGUGUUCCAGUCUACCACCAUUAAAGUCAAACAGGGUCAAAGGUCA
Messenger RNA from Silurus meridionalis, 1832 nucleotides. RefSeq names its product pyruvate dehydrogenase E1 subunit alpha 1a (gene pdha1a). Gene Ontology annotation, biological process: pyruvate decarboxylation to acetyl-CoA. The record is from RefSeq and is a predicted model, not a curated record. Gene Ontology annotation, molecular function: pyruvate dehydrogenase (acetyl-transferring) activity. NCBI's taxonomy places the organism in Eukaryota, Metazoa, Chordata, Actinopteri, Siluriformes, Siluridae. The transcript is spliced from 12 exons. The coding region runs from base 284 to 1255 and encodes 323 amino acids. Gene Ontology annotation, cellular component: intracellular membrane-bounded organelle.